Fusarium oxysporum Fo47 is the source of this 1776-nucleotide messenger RNA. RefSeq names its product major facilitator superfamily domain-containing protein. Gene Ontology annotation, molecular function: transmembrane transporter activity. The record is from RefSeq and is a predicted model, not a curated record. NCBI's taxonomy places the organism in Eukaryota, Fungi, Ascomycota, Sordariomycetes, Hypocreales, Nectriaceae. The coding region runs from base 73 to 1425 and encodes 450 amino acids. Gene Ontology annotation, biological process: transmembrane transport. The transcript has 3 exons.
GCUCCGAUCCUCGGUUACGAUAAGGAUAUCUGCAGAAUGGAACAGAAAAUUUAAUUUCGAUACACGAGCAAGAUGCCAACUUUAUGGUUGACCAACGAAUCUGGCUCGGCGGACGAAGUCGAAUUUUCACCGCCCUCAAAUACGGAUGGUCAACAGGAGCUUGGCAAUAGACGCAAGUAUCUGAUCUUAUUCAUCACCAGCUGGAAUUGUCUAGUUGUGACGUUUUCUAGUACAUCGCUACUUGUAGCCACUCCCGAGAUCGCUUCCGAUCUCAAAACCACAACAGAAAUCAUCAAUGCCACGAAUGCUGGCGUUCUGGCUGCUAUGGGAUGCUCCUCGAUGAUAUGGUCUCCCCUCGCUGAGUUAAUCGGCCGACGACACAGCUAUAAUGCCGCUAUCCUCUUCAUGCUGGCUACAUCUGUUGGGACUGCUGUGGCGACAAACUUGCCAGACUUCACAGCGCUGAGAGUACUUUCAGGCCUUACAGGCACGUACUAUAUGGUAGCUGGUCAGACUAUCAUUGCUGAUAUCUACGAGCCUUUUCUUCGCGGUAGAGCUGUCGGUUUAAUGCAAGUUGGAAGUGUCGCGGGAACGGCUAUAGGACCAUGUUUCAGUGGUAUAAUCAUCACUUUUAGCCACUGGCGGAGUAUCUACUGGUUGCAGUGUUCAAUGACUGGCCUAGGCUUUGUACUCUCUUUCUUCUUCAUCCCGACUAUUAAGAGCGAGGUUCAGCAACUUCAUGGCAAGCUAUCAGCAUCGGAACGAUCUGUCUCGGGAGUCCUCAAAAGAUUCAACCCUAGCAAGAUUUUAAAGCAGUUUCUCCGGCCACAAGUCUUUCUAGCAGACUUGACAUGCGGGUUCCUUGCAAUUUCACAAUACGGUCUGCUUACAUGUGUCAGACACAUUAUCACUCCUCGAUACCAUAUCACGACGCCCUUGAUCAGCGGUCUCUUCUACAUUGCACCGGGGAUGGGCUUCAUCGUUGGGAGUGUCCUAGGUGGGCGUAUGUCGGAUCAUGCUGUCAAGCGAUACAUUGUGAAACGUGGCGGCAGUCGCCUGCCCAAAGACAGGCUGAACAGCGGACUGGUCCAUUUAUUUUUCGUACUGCCUGUUUCUUUACUUCUCUAUGGAUGGAGUUUGGAAAAAGAAAUCGGGGGCUUGGCGUUGCCCAUCGUCAUGGCUUUCUGGAUUGGCGUUGGCCUGAUGGGGGCUUGGAAUGGACUUAAUACGUAUACCGCUGAAAUAUUUCCUGCCGAACGCUCCGAAGUGGUAUGCAGCAAGUACGUGUUACAGUAUGCUUUUGGUGCGACCAUAUCGGCUACAAUCGUUCCUCUUCUGAAUGCAACAGGAGUCGGUUGGACAUUCACUAUUUGUAGGCACCAAAUAGCGUUAUUGACAAUACUACGCAGGCUAAUCAAGAUAUAGGCACGUUUCUUAAGAUCUUCGGUGGACUAAUAGUUAUUUUUCUUGCAAGAGUUGUCCCGAACACUGGUGUUUGGGAGUAUAAAGGCUAGAGCAGUUGCGUUCAGCCGUUAGUUAUCUUCACGCCUAGCAAAACCAGUAUUGGCCGAAGUGGCAUCAUAAAGGCCACAUGCUUUGUUGCUGAAGAUGCAUUAGAUGUUAAAAAAUGGAAAUCGAGGCAUCGUUUGAUUCCGUCUUUGAGCAAGCAUCUUACUCGGGACCCACACGAAGCGGCGUUUUAGAUCAUAGCCGGCUUGUAUAUAAACUCUCCAUUAAAUUAGAAUUUUUGUGUCUUGGAUGCCUGGCGUCUUAGUA